This is a messenger RNA of Dendronephthya gigantea, 2399 nucleotides long. Its product is annotated as A disintegrin and metalloproteinase with thrombospondin motifs adt-1-like. Lineage: Eukaryota; Metazoa; Cnidaria; Anthozoa; Malacalcyonacea; Nephtheidae. The transcript has 10 exons. The record is from RefSeq and is a predicted model, not a curated record. Bases 113 to 2131 code for a protein of 672 amino acids. Gene Ontology annotation, molecular function: protein binding.
UAUAUGACAGAACGAGUAAAACCUUGUCUGAAAGUCUUCAAAGGCUGCCAUCUCCAUAUUAUGGUGGUUAAACUAACUUCAUUGUUCAUAUAAACAGUAUACAGACGACUAUAUGGCCAUGGGUACAUUCAUAGAUAUCGCGAAUUGUAGCUGUACAAUAAUGCUGAUCAUUUCAACCAUUUUUUAUAGCUCAAAUUUAGCAGAUCAACACAGUCUUCAAGACAACAACAGAACCUGUAUCAGUUCAGCAGCCGAGCCAAAACUCGUCUCAAGUUCAUGCUAUCCUUUGGUGAACUUCACUCGCUCUUUUUGUGAAAGUUAUGGGAUCGCGUUACCAAACUACGUUUACAAUACCCCCCGUCGCCAAAUUAAGGAAAACGACGAGAUGAAUAAAAUCAACGACUCCUUGGGAAGGCUGGGAGAAUCAAAAAUAACCCGCUGGUUACAAACGAGCAUAACAACAUAUCGAAAAUGCAUGCAUCUUUUUAUAACACUUAAAUGUCAAAUGAAUUUUCCGAGUUGUGAUCGAACGUCGAGCGUCUUUAGGGAACAAAAACUUUGCCGUGAAACUUGUCUUCAAGUUCGUCAUAUUUGCCGUAAAUUAUGGGAUGUAAUUGCGAGUUAUGCGACAACUCGUCGUCGUGAUGAAAAAACGAAAAAAUUUGUUAAAUGCGAACUACAACCAUACAGAAACUCUGGUGACUCGCCAGAAUGCUGGUACUACGAUUUUGUAAACUCGACAGAUGCACCCAAAGCACCAGAGUGGACUACCAAUGCAGAUUGUCUAUACUUAAACGGAAGCAGUUACCAUGGCAACAUAUCGGUGACGGCCGCAGGUAUCACUUGCCAGUCAUGGACAGAACAAUGUCCACAUCGUCAUACCAUGAACACCACAUAUCCAGAAUUAAAUAACGCCAAGAAUUACUGUCGUAAUCCCAAGAACUCAGGACAACGACCUUGGUGUUUUACUACAGAUUGGAAUAAGAGAUGGGAGUACUGUGAUAUCCCUAAAUGUUCACCAGUUGACGGUCAUUAUGGAAAAUGGUCGCUGAAAAGUGCGUGUAAUGUAACUUGUGGUGAAGGUUUUGAAACAUGGUCACGAGAUUGUAACAAUGAUGAGCCAAAGUUCGGCGGAAGAAACUGCAGCCACUUGGGAGAACCUCUUGAGUACAGACCAUGUUUAAUGAAACCAUGCCCUGUUAACGGCGGUUAUAGCGAAUGGAGUCUGAGAAUCCCAUGCAAUGUUUCGUGCGGUGAAGGAGUGGAAUUUUGGCGACGUGCUUGUGAUAAUCCUGAACCAAAAUACGGGGGGCGUGACUGUAGUGAACUCGGGAACUCGAGUGUAUUAACGAAAUGUAAAAGAAAACGAUGUCCAGUUGACGGUAACUAUAGCAACUGGACAAAGUCCUUACCAUGUAGUGUCACGUGUGGUCAAGGUAUUGAGGUUUGGACGCGACAGUGUGAUAACCCCCCUGGAAAGUAUGGUGGAAAUUGUAGCAUCUGGGGGACGGAUAAUGAGGCCCGAAUAUGUGUGACGAAACCUUGUCCAGUUGUAAUCGAUUCCCGGACGACUGCUUUUAUGGUCACUGCUGGGGUGAUUGUACUUGCAGUGUUGGUUAUUGUUUGGAUUUUCUUGAGACGAAAUCACAAAGAAAGCCACUCAUCGUAUAGUGCUGUGACAGAAAUUACAGAUAUCCGCGCUUCUCGGCAAUCUCAAAACGAAAGUUCGUCACGUGAAACUGGUACUAUUGUUAGGUACGAAAACUUGACCGCUGAUGGAAACCCAUUUCCAGGCCUCUCGCGCGGUGUUGCCUCUUGUAGUGGGGACUACGUAAAUACGCGACCUUCGCGGUACUCACGGUAUGAUAGACUUCAGUUGUUUCGUUCCUUAGCCGCGCAAUGCCUUCGAAACGUAUGGGGGAGUGUUGACGAGCAGGGCGGCCAUGUCUAUGACGUGUUGCAACGCAACGUCGGACAGGUGUUUGUCUCGUACGACAAGAUUGGAAACAUUGUAAUGGAAGGCUUUGAUAAAAGAAAGACGAGUAGUUCAGCUGACGAUACACUUGAAACAUCUUCAGCUGCCAUGAUAGCCGCGGGCACUGAAAAUGCCCCGACGACUGCAAUCGUUUGACGAAUUAGGUUAUGUGAAUCUUAUAGUUUCUACAAGGAAUAUUAUGGAUAAAAUCGAAUAUAACAUUGAAGUUAUAGCAUAGGGCAACCGCAAAAAAUGUCAAAUUCAAUAGUAAUAACAUAGAAGAAAUAUGCAUUUAAGCCACAAGGCAUUUUGCCUCAUGGAAGAAGUGAACGUACAUUGUAAAGGUGAAUGGGUCAAGUGAUAAUACAAUAGAGAGUUGCCUAUGCAUACAACAACUGAUCUUAGGUUCUUAGGAACUUUAUCU